AUGCGACGUUCACUGUCCGCGACGCUGCUGCUGCUCCUGGUCCUGACACUCGGUGCCAACGCCAAGAAGGGCAGAGCCCACAAAGGUAAACAUGAAAGGCCGCAACACUUACAGUGCACCGCCUCGGAGACUGUGUACGGGAAAUGUGUCCCCGAUGAAGGAGACUGUGGAGACGGACUGAGAGAGGCCACCUGUAAAGAGCAGACCAGCAAGAUUCAGUGCAAGAUCCCCUGCAACUGGAGGAAGGAGAUCAGCGACUGCAAGUACAAGUUCUCUCGGUGGGGAGAAUGUGACUCUGUCACCAACACCAAGAGCCGAUCAGGGACACUGAAGAAAGCUCUGUACAACGCUGAGUGUCAACCCACCGUCACCGUGUCCAAACCCUGCUCCCACAAACCCAAGAGACCCAAAGGGGGCAGGAGGUUGGACUAAGCCUUUAAAAAAGGAGACGACAGGAAGACUCUUCAUCCUCCAGCUGAUCAAUCGUCUUCCCUCCUUCAUCAAACACAAAAACCGAGAGACUCCUCCUCCUCCGCCACAAACCAACCACCUUCUCUUUGACCCCUUUAAUUUCCCGUUCUUGUUCUUUUCUUUCUUUCUUGUGUGUUUAUUUGGACUAAUUGUAGAAAACUCUCGUAGGUGAUAGUUUGUUCUAACAGCACUUAAGCUUUACACUUUAGCUGAUGUGAAAUUAACAUCAUGUGACUAUGGUUUAGAAUCAUCAUGUUGAAAAUAUGUAUAAAACAACGAUUGAUCUAUAAUGGCAAAGAUCCAUAUAUAUAUAUAUA
This is a messenger RNA of Solea senegalensis (Senegalese sole), 788 nucleotides long. RefSeq names its product midkine b (gene mdkb). Gene Ontology annotation, molecular function: growth factor activity. The record is from RefSeq and is a predicted model, not a curated record. The transcript is spliced from 4 exons. The coding region runs from base 1 to 432 and encodes 143 amino acids. Lineage: Eukaryota; Metazoa; Chordata; Actinopteri; Pleuronectiformes; Soleidae.